CGCCCCGCUAAAAGACCAGAUUUCUGCUUUGCGUCUAGUAAAGUAUGUUCUGGUGUUGAUUACGAAAUGACAACAUCAAGAGCCUCUGGGCCCACACACACGCUGCGCCACCUUACGGAUUCAGUAAAUCCUUUACGACCAAACCUAACGACUCUACUAUAUAUAAGUAUCUGAUGAGAACAUUGCCUGCCAUAUAUAGCCACUAAUUAAACAAGCAGUACUGUAGCGACUUCCACUUCACGGCUUGUUUGUCUUUCCAUCUGUUCGAGGUCAGCCCGCCCUAGGCUGGGCAUGAGGCUUGUUCCUCCGUCACCCUUUUUAACCUCCCCCACAUGGCUUGGAGUGAGAAAUAUAUGUCAUGCGUCUAUAUUCUCUCCAACCUUUCCACUCUCCAGCAGUCCUGGACUUCAUACUAGAACUUUCUAAGAGCGCCUGAGGCAAUACUUUCAAACUAAUGCCCUCACACCACAACCACAAAACCUUCCUCAUCGGAUAUAAAGGCAGCAGAAGAAUCGUAAACGACUACAGGGUUCUAUAGAUCCACAGGCACUUUGUGAAGCAGAAAGCACUUCAAACCCUUGCCCGACGCAUUCUAGAAUGAGGUCAAUUUUCCAUGCAGAAUGUCGGAGGAAGGUUUCAGAGAUAAAUGCAAUAACAAGUCAAUCGCUAACAAUCAGAUUCGCGCGGAUGCGGUGUAUACCACAUACGCUUUCUAAUUACGAUGGAGAAGGGCACUCAGGCGGGCGAUAGAGAGAGACUGUUAGUCGAAGACACAAAGCGCGUUGACGGAAGGCCUUGCUAGGAGAAUUUGAAGACAUACUCGGUUGAACAAGCCUCUAUGUAACAAAGACGGGUAUCUGAGUCGUUCAGCCUGAUGCAUCUGACCUACAAAGACCAGGUCCUUGUCGCUACAGUAACAUGAGUCUCCACACCAAAGUUCUGAAGGUUUUAUCUCCAAGAUCACAGUUGCGCACUGUCGACGCAUGGGUACACCUCGCUCUACAACAGCCUGAACGAUUCCCAGACGGAAUAUGUCGACCAGUUGCUGAAUCGUCUUCGUGCUUGCUACAUGCUCUACGGGAAUAUAAUUUUCCCGUCUCUCGGCAACGUUCUCUAUCAGUCUUAAGCUGUUGCAGCUCAAAAUUCAAAUGGAGCGAUUAUAUAUUCUCCUCGUUGACAGCAGUUUCAAGAUCAAACUCAAGCGCAUCUACGGACAUAUUCAACUGACUCAUUAGAUUCACAAACCUGGAGCGGAAGCGGUAAGCAAUUCAAAGACAUGUCACAAGGUGCAAUGUCAACUUCGCAAUGUAUAAUAUUGUCAGCUGAGAGUAGUAUCAUACCAUGGUGUCAAUAUCUCGGUCACAUAAGUUACUUGAUCGUGAAGCUGCAACUCCGAAUUAGUUCCCGCAACGAAAGGUUGCCACUUGGCCUGAAACAGCGUAACAUAGUUGAAUAGGAUGAAUUAUCAUUCCUUCACCUUGGCAUACGAAUAUCAUCAAUUUUACAAUCUGCAAGAACAC
Messenger RNA from Marchantia polymorpha subsp. ruderalis, 1520 nucleotides. The record is from the annotation of a GenBank genome assembly. NCBI's taxonomy places the organism in Eukaryota, Viridiplantae, Streptophyta, Marchantiopsida, Marchantiales, Marchantiaceae.